AUGGCCUUUGGAAGCUUUGCUGAUGUGUGUAAUAGAACCGCGUUCCCGCUCUGCUCGGUGGUGGGUGCAGUCAACCAGUCAUCCUAUUUCACUCGGGGGAUCGUUCCAACUUGUUAUGCCAGAUCAGUUGAAUUGGCUAACACAAUGAUUUUUCAAAUUGGUACCGCUUUUGUUCAUUUUGGUGGGUUGGUAAUCUUAUUGAUUAUCAUCUUCAACGUUCGUGCCAAGUACACCGCCAUUGGUAGAACUGAAAUGUUAUAUUUUUUCUACUUGUUCAUUGCUCUAACUAUAAGUUCUUUAGUGGUGGAUUGUGGUGUUAGUCCUCCAAGUAGUGAAAGUUAUGCUUAUUUUGUAAGUUUACAAAUUGGUUUUGCUAGUGCUGUUUGUUCUUGUCUUUUAUAUAAUGGUUUACUUUGUUUCCAAUUCUGGGAAGAUGGCUCGAAAACUUCAAUGUGGUCCGUGAGGUUAAUUACCAUCAUUUGGGGGUUUAUCAAUUUUAUCAUUAGUUUAAUCACUUUUAAGGGUUGGGAUACUGCUUUGGAUGAUACUAAAACUGAAACCUUGUUCAUCUUUACCUUUGUCAUAAAUGCAAUCAUUUUAGCUGCUUAUGUCAUUUCUCAAGUCAUAUUGGUGAUUUUCGCUUUAGACUCUUACUGGCCCUUGGGUGCUAUCAUCUUAGGGCUAUUCUUCUUUGCUGCUGGUCAAGUCUUAGUUUAUGGUUUUAGUGAUAAAAUUUGUGAAGGGGCCACCCAUUAUAUCGACGGGAUCUUCGUGGCUUCAGUCGCUAAUGUCUUCACCAUCAUGAUGGUCUACAAAUACUGGGAUAUGAUCACUACUGAUGAUUUGGAAUUCUCAGUUGCAAACGUGGAACAUGGUGUUAAUGCCUUUGGUGAAGACGAAAAAAGACAGUCAAUGUUCUUUUAA
This is a messenger RNA of Hyphopichia burtonii NRRL Y-1933, 924 nucleotides long. It is a transcript of the gene CHS7, whose product is annotated as Chs7p. The record is from RefSeq and is a predicted model, not a curated record. NCBI's taxonomy places the organism in Eukaryota, Fungi, Ascomycota, Pichiomycetes, Serinales, Debaryomycetaceae. Bases 1 to 924 code for a protein of 307 amino acids. Gene Ontology annotation, biological process: protein folding. The transcript has a single exon. Gene Ontology annotation, cellular component: endoplasmic reticulum membrane.